This is a messenger RNA of Penicillium olsonii, 1845 nucleotides long. Lineage: Eukaryota; Fungi; Ascomycota; Eurotiomycetes; Eurotiales; Aspergillaceae. The record is from the annotation of a GenBank genome assembly.
AUGAGUUCCUCGAGCCUAGGCCAACGCCGAUCGUUUGAUGGUCAUUUGUGCACCGUCCGGUAUGUUGGCACUGUGCAAGGAACCACCGGCGACUGGUUAGGUGUUGAAUGGGACGACGCAACUCGUGGCAAGCACUCAGGAGAGCAUAAGGGAAUACGUUAUUUCUCGUGCAAGAGCAACCAACUCACCGCGGGGUCUUUUGUCCGUCCCUCCAGACCAUCAGACAAGCCCCGGAGCUUUCUGGAAGCUCUUCGGGAGAAGUAUGCUUCUGAGCCGGUACAGAAUGCUUCCUCAAAUGACUUGACUGGAUCAACAACCCAGAAAAAUGCAAUUGAAAUCAGCGGGAAGGUCGUUGAGGAAGUUGGCUUCGACAAGAUUCGGAGACAACUCGCAGAGCUCCAAGAAUUGCGCAUUGUUCUACUUGACGGCCUAAGGAUUGUGGGAGUCUUGCCAUCGUAUGAGCAGGACCAUGAUCCAGACAGCAAUGCAGCUCAACAGAUUGGCCUGACUUGUCCCAAGAUCAUAGAACUUGAUCUAGGUCGAAGUCUACUGACUCACUGGCGUGACGUCUGGCAAAUAUGCAACCAGCUCAAGCACCUGAAGCGGUUGAGGUUGAAUGGCAAUCGUUUGCAACCUUUGGAGGACAACUUGGUCUUCGAGGGAAUCACCGAGUUGCAUUUAGAGGAAACCCUACUCAGCUGGAAUGAAAUUGCUGCAGUUGCAUCACGGUUCCCGGGCUUGACAUCUCUAACUGCAUCCGCAAAUCAGCUCACUGAGACAUCGUGUGAACUCCCAAGCACAAUAACGACACUGACUCUUGAGCACAACGAGAUCACCUCAAUAUCAGCCUUGCGCCACCUAUCUGCACUCCCAAACCUAGAGCAUCUCUCUGUCCGUGGGAACUCCAUCAGCACCGUAAUCCAGGACACAACCUCAAAAUUUCAGUUCCCCCCAACCCUACGCUCUCUCGAUCUCUCCCGCAACAACAUCGGCUCCUGGUCGAUUCUCAACGAACUACCUACCGUCUUCCCAGGCCUGACCACCCUCCGUAUCUCCGGAAAUCCCCUCUUUGACCAAUCGCCCCUUCCACCAUCCAUCACAGCCGCAGCAUCGGACUCCAAACCAAUGACCAUCGACGAAGCAUUCAUGUUAACCCUCUCACGCUUCCCAUCAACCCUUACAACCCUAAACUACAGCACCAUCUCACCACAAGACCGAUUAAAUGCAGAAAUGUACUACCUCUCCCUCAUCGGCAAGGAACUCUCCGCAACAACGGAAGCAGAAGAACCCGCCAUCCUAGCCACGCAUCCACGCUACAGCGAGCUGUGCAAUCUAUACGUCGAACCAACCAUCACCAGGACGGCCGUGUCAGAUGCCUCCGGUACGCGGGUGAUUCAUCCGCGAUCCGUAGCGGCGCGAUUAGUCAAGAUGGCGUUCCGUUUAGUCCAGGAUAGUGGCAAUGGUGAGUCAUGUCAUGAUCGAGUUCAGAUAAAGGAGAUCCCUGGCUCGUUCGACACAUACCAGGUUAAAGCGCUGGUGUCUCGGCUCUUUGGACUUCCAGCGUUUGGGUUCAGAUUGAUCUGGGAGACAGACGAGUGGGACCCUAUAGAGAAGGAAGCUGCUGAUGAAGCUGCUGACUGGGAUGAGAGCGAUGAUGAGGUUCAGCCUGAUUCGACUCCAGCUGGUCCAGAUGGUGACAGUCCUGACGAGCGCAGAUUUGUGCGACGGGAGGUCAAUUUAGUGGAAUCGACCAGGGAUAUUGGAUUCCUAUUCCAGGAUCAAGUGGGAGAUAUCAGAGUCCGUGUUGAAUGCGACCAUUCCGCGGCAAAGGUCGGGCUUUCAUAG